CCCUAGCCGCGGUCAGUGCGCCCGCAACCCACGCCAACCGCCGACCCCAGACCCAAACGACCAGAGAGGCCAGGUAUCGCGUGGGAGAGAAAGCGCAUAUAGCUGUCAGUUGAGCUCGCACCCGACUAUCAGAAAUCAGUUUUCCACCCGCCACGCCCGUAACAAUUCAUUGAGUCGGUCUGCGACCGAUUGACAUUCUCUGUUGCGCUCAGAGCUUGUUUCAUUUUUUAUAUCGUCCUUUCUUUUGUGACACGAGGGAAGCUAGGCUGCUGCUGAGACAGCGACAAGCGUCAUGAGGUUCUCGACGAAGCUCGCGGCCGCAUGGCUUGCUGUCAGCGUGAUGGGCGAGAAGACGCCGCCUGUUGAGGAGGUGCGGUCGAUUCCGCUGCGCACGCAUUCACUGACCGCGCCGUACCUGGAUACCGAUAUGCAGAGUCGGUGGUGGGAUUUUGGGGGGGAUACGAUUAUUAGGACUGAUAAAUAUGUGCGAUUGACCUCGGAUCGUCCCUCGAGGGAAGGCUGGAUCUGGUCGCGCGUCCCAUUAACCGCCACGAACUGGGAGAUCGAAUUCGAAUUCACCAUCGACGGCGCCGGCAACCUCCACGGCGACGGCAUGGCCAUGUGGCUCACCCGCCAACGCAACACCCCCGGCCCCGUCUUCGGCUCAACCGACAACUUCGAAGGCCUGGGGAUCUUCAUCGACACCUACAAGAACAACCGUCCCGGCACCGUCUUCCCCUACGUCAUGGCCAUGAUCGGCGACGGCACCACGCCCUACGACAAAGCGCACGACGGCAAGGCGAACGAAUACGCCGGCUGCUCUGCUCGGGGCAUCCGCGGCGCCUCUGUCCCCACUAAGGCGCGAUUGAAGUACUUCCAGGAUAAGUUCCUGAGGUUGGAUCUCCAGUACAAGGCGGAGGAUGAAUGGAUCCUCUGUUUCGAGAAGACGGAGCCACCGAUGCUGCCUUCUGUCGCGUAUCUGGGGUUCAGCGCGGAGACGGGGGAGUUGAGCGAUAACCAUGAUAUUGUCAGCGUGACGACGAAGAAUCUGUAUACAGUCGGCGCAUCGUCGUCGGUGCCGCAGAAGGAGCAGUUGGGGAAGAAGGAUAAGGGGAAGUUUGGGAGUGCGGCGAAGAAGAGUGGGGGUGGCGGGUGGGGGUGGUUCUUGUUUAAGGUGGUUGCUUUCUUUGCGGUGGUGGGGGGGGCGUAUGUGGGGUAUACGGCGUGGAGGACGCAGAAUAAGAGGAGUCACCGCUUCUAG
Pseudogymnoascus verrucosus is the source of this 1261-nucleotide messenger RNA. RefSeq lists its product as uncharacterized. Gene Ontology annotation, biological process: endoplasmic reticulum to Golgi vesicle-mediated transport; Golgi organization; endoplasmic reticulum organization. NCBI's taxonomy places the organism in Eukaryota, Fungi, Ascomycota, Leotiomycetes, Thelebolales, Thelebolaceae. The record is from RefSeq and is a predicted model, not a curated record. Gene Ontology annotation, cellular component: endoplasmic reticulum membrane; endoplasmic reticulum-Golgi intermediate compartment; Golgi membrane. Bases 293 to 1261 code for a protein of 322 amino acids. Gene Ontology annotation, molecular function: D-mannose binding. The transcript is spliced from 5 exons.